This is a messenger RNA of Vanderwaltozyma polyspora DSM 70294, 2265 nucleotides long. It is a transcript of the gene TUL1, whose product is annotated as ubiquitin-protein ligase TUL1. The transcript has a single exon. The record is from RefSeq and is a predicted model, not a curated record. The coding region runs from base 1 to 2265 and encodes 754 amino acids. NCBI's taxonomy places the organism in Eukaryota, Fungi, Ascomycota, Saccharomycetes, Saccharomycetales, Saccharomycetaceae. Gene Ontology annotation, molecular function: zinc ion binding.
AUGGAAAUUGAUGGUAACUCAUUAUUGUUCAUAAUCAUCAUUUUGUUCUUGUUCUUUUCAAGUCCAGGUGGUGAUGGUGUCUCUUCACAAUAUGAAUUCAAUCAGUUACAGAAAUUGAGGGAGCAGGUUUCCAAAGAAUAUAAAUCUUUCGAAGAAAUGACUUAUAAUUCAAAUUUUAAAGAUAUAACAGGUUUGAAAUUAAGUUAUCUAGAUAUCAAAAAUUCACCAGAGAUUAACGCAACUUACCCGUUACCAGAUAAACAUUAUGAUAGUUGGGAGCCAACUGAAAAGUAUAUGCUUUUACCAGAUAGUCUAAUUAAGAUAAUUGAUGAAGAAGUUUGGUAUAACUCUAAUGCAAAUAGUAAUAAUAUAUUCCCGCCAAAUAUUUCAAGUACUGUACUAGGUAAGGUCAAUCUAAUAUCUAACAACGAGUAUCUGUUGAACCCAAUGCCUAUACCGAGAUUUUAUGAACCUUCUACAGAUUUUUCAAACACUGUCCCACCAGAAGGUGAACUAUAUUUACGUGAUUUUUUACCAAGGAAUAAAGAUUUAAAUGUGACUUUCACUCAGGGUGAUUUAACGAUUGAAAUUUCUCAUCUAAAUAAAGUAGCGUCUGAGAUAAAUUAUUCAAAGAAAAAAGAAUUUAAUACACAGUCAGACAAAUGGAAACUUUUAAAUUUAAGAAUUACUUUUCAUGAUUCUUCAGAAAAUCAAAAACAUUCAAUAAAUACAUUGGCUGUAUAUGAUAUAACAAGAGGAAGAAUUCUUUCCAUAUCACAAAGUGCUAAGUUCCGUUCCAUAUUUGCAUUUCCACAUUACUUUAAUUUUAAAGCUGAUCCAUCUGAUAAGGUCUUCAACGAAGUUAAACAAUUAAUUAACGAUUAUGUCACAACAUCAAAUUAUGUAGAGACAUUGACGAUGUCUAAUAUACAAGAGUGGUACGAUGAAUCUCAUUCAAAAUGUGAGUUUAUGACUUUCCUCCAGUUGGAACCUUGGAAUCAAUACACCAAGGAUCAAAUAAAGAUGAUUGAUGAUGAAUUGAAAUGGCCAUUAGGAAGACCAGCAAAUUUAUCCUCGUUACCACCGAUUUCAAUUAAAUCAGGCCUUUUAUUUUCUCCUGACUGUGGUCUUCAUUUACAACUUGAAAAUGUUAAAGGUGAAAGAUACGAGCUACAAGUAAGGUCGAUAAGAGUUCAAUUAAUGUUCGGAGUUCUUUUAUUUGUUUCCCAGAUAUAUUUAUUGUUACUUCAGAUGAAAUACACCAAUACCCCUUCAAGUAUCAAUAAAAUUUCUUUUUAUACGUUAUCCAUGAUUAAUUUAGUCGAUGGUUCUUUAGCGACUAUGUAUUUCAUUGCCGCAAGUGUAUUACCUGAACUAUAUUUGCCGUUGGUCAUUAGUGCAUUCAUAUGUUUCAUUUUGGCUUCCAUUUUUGAAACACGUUAUUUAAUUUCAGUGUAUUCAUCUCAAAUUAAUGAGCAAAGUGUUGGAAUAUUAACAUUACUAAGAGGAAAUUUAUCAGAAAACAAUGAACAACGACAAACUAUUAUACCAGAUGAUGCGUCAAUCAGUAGUUCAUUAUACGGUAGAUUUUUUUUCUCAUUAAUUACUUUUACAUUUUUGAUACUAAGUUCUACAGCCUGGUCCAAACAGUUCAGAAUGGUAUUUGAAUAUGUAACAAUAUUUGCCUUGAACUCUUAUUGGAUACCACAAAUAUUCAGGAAUGCUAUUAAGGGUUCACCACCCAGAGGAUCUAGAAGAAACUUAAAUUCAAGCCUUAGAAGACAAUAUAAGAAUCCCUUCUUAUGGAAAUUUGUAAUAGGAACAACUUUAAUCAGGGUUUUACCAGUAGUAUAUGUUUUCACAUAUCCUUCCAAUAUUUUUAGACACCACAAGGAUACAUUCUUUGCUGUAUUGCUAUGUUGCUGGCUUGGAUUCCAACUUCUGGUGUUAUAUUCACAAGAAAUAUUUGGAUCUCGUUGGUUUCUACCCAAGCUUGUUAUUCCUGAAGGAUAUUCUUAUCACAAGGCAAUGUCAUUACAAAAUCUUUUGGAACACGGUGCUUCAUCAGACCAUACUGUAGACUGUGCCAUUUGUAUGUCCGAAGUUCCGGUGUACGUGGAUGAUGUUCCAACAACACAUAAGGUUGACUUAGACAGUUUCAUGAUUACUCCAUGUAACCAUGUAUUCCAUACUCAAUGUUUAGAAAAUUGGAUGGGAUACAAAUUACAAUGUCCGGUAUGCAGGGCUCCAUUACCACCAUUAUAA